AUGGAGGGGCGUGAUGAACCUGCACUACGUGCAGUUCGAGGUAAGUUCAAAUUUGACUUCCACCACCGCUAUAUCGCUACCAUUAAGGGACCACUAAACAUUAAGGGACCACUAAUUAUUACGAUUAACCAGUCAGAUGUGUUUGAGUUAUACGAUUAACCAAUCGGAUGCGUACUAAGCCAAUGAGAGGUAGUGGUAGCGGUAUAGUGGCAGUCAAACAUGAAUAUCUCUGAUAUAUAGUUAGUUGAACGGGCCGAAUGGCUGAUCUUUAAAUAAAAUAUCUGCUUGUAAAUGUUUUGAAUUGAUCGCUAGCCCUGAAUGACAUUUCGUUUGUUUGUUUCAUUCUUUUUCACGAUUGGAAAUUUUUCUGACAAAUCACAUGCACUCACGUUAGAAAUAAGAAAGAAUGGCAAAUCAAGAAGGUGCUAGACUGAAUUCACCAAGCUUGAGACAGGUGUUUUGGUGUAAAUAGGUAAUGGGACAAGUACUGGUGUGAGACAUUGUGUAACCUAAAUAAUUAUAGGACCAGUAUUCAAAUUUAUUGUUAUUUACUUCAACUUAAAUAGUAGGCUAUGAACUGCAUAAUUAUAUGUGAUAAAUUAUGGCAAUUGCGAUUAUAGAAACUAAAAGAGGGGUGAAUUGGUUAAUGGGAAACGAUAAGUCGAGAGAUAAAGGAGAGAGUAGGCAAGGCAACCUUGUGCGCGUUUCGACCUAACAGUCUUCUUCAGCAGGGUUUUUUAAGAGGGGUGUAGGUAGAAUUUGCAGAGGAGAAUGAAGGAGAAUUUAAGAGUUCGGAUAACCAAUGGCACGGUAACAAAAAUGAAAGGUGGAAAGAUAGUGAGAAAUGAAAAAACUACUACAUGUUAAAAGUAAAGUUAUCCUACCAAAUGUUUUGUUAUUGCGCGGCAUUCCAGCACCACGCAUCUUGCUGUUCAUAUAUGCAUCUUUUUGCUUAGCUUGAUAAAGCAGAGCAAUGAUAUAGUCAUUUCUAAUGUAACUUACGCAAUAGUAUAGUGAGUAUUAAUGAUGUGAUGGUAGGGGUGGGGUAGGAUUUAUAUCAUAGUGUGAUCAUGUGUCUGAAGGUGAUUGCAUCCUAAUAUGGUGAAGUUAGCUAAUUAGACAGGGAUGGGGAGGUAUAGCAAUAAGAGGUGAUUAGUAAGAAAUAAUAAAAAAAUAAAUAAUUACAUCGUGCAGGGUUUGAUCUUAUAAAAUUAUGAGUAUACAUUGACCAAAAAACUAAAUAUGUACAUAUAUAACAAAGCCAAACAAGGAUAAUAAAUGCAAUGACAUUAUAUGUCCAAUCGUUAUCUGUAGUAGGUCUUAAUUUGUCACGUGGAGGAAUUCUUCAUUCUCCUCUGCAAAUUCUACCUACACCCCUCUUAAAAAACCCCUGCUGAAGAAGACUGUUAGGUCGAAACGCGUACAGGGUUGCCUUUCCAACUCUCCCCUUUAUCUCUUGACUUAUCGUUUCCCAUUAACCAAUUCAACCCUCUUUUAGUUUCUAUAAUCAUAAUUGCAAUAAUUUAUCAAGUAUAUGCAGUUCAUCGCCUACUAUUGAAGUUGAAGUAAAUAACAAUAAAUUUGAAUACUGGUCCUAUAAUUAUUUAGGUUACACAAUGUCUCACACCAGUACUUGCCCCAUUACCUAUUUACACCAAAACAAGUGAUGUGAUAACAUUAUUGGAAAAUCUUAGGAGUUAUAUCUGUGAUGAUUAACCCUACUUCCUAAAUGGAUUAUUCCAGCUAUCGACUAUUUUUUUAUAUAUAGACAAGAAAGACCAAAUCUAUUAUUAUAGCUCAAAAGAGCAUCCUAAAAUUAGUAAUUAAAAUUGCAAAGUUUCACUGCGACUGUGUCGUAAAAAACGAAAAAUAUAGCCCUGUGAAAUUAGCAAAUUUUGAGUAUUUUAGUAUUACGUGCGGAAAAUGCACGACUUUCGGCUCAAAAGUAGUACAUCAUUUGUCCGAGCGAGUGUAAUACUGUAAAAUACUCAAAGCUAUAUUCUCCGUAUUUUACAACAUUUUGCAACCAAAUUUGGCAAUACUACUAAUUUAAGGAUGUUCUAUUGAGCUAUAGUCAUAGAUUUCGUCUCUCUUGUCUGGAUCAAAAUUUAGUCUAUAGCUGGAAUCCAUUGUAUACUGUUUUGAGAUUUACAACUGCAACUGUGCUGGGAGCAGUACGGUGCCAAUGAACCCGUCAUAUAGGAAACCCGCUGCAUGAACCCAAACAAUUAAUAUAAUAUAUACAUAUUACUGAAUAAACCAAAGGCAUUCACAAAAGAAAAUACUGUAUUUGAUUUGUGUUUUAAGUAUACUUGUAACCGUAGCUUACCGAUUUAUUUGUCUUUAUUGCUUGCAUAGUGGUUUUAUUUUCGCUUAAUUCAACUGAGUCCGCAUUUAUAAAAAGUAUAAUAAUGUGAUAAUUGCUGUGUUCGGUGUAAUGUACUCAGGUGAAUAAGAUGCUUGUGUGAUGUUACUCUGAGUGUGUAUCCACACCGGGCAGGCUUGAAAAAUAUGCCUGGCCACGGUGGGAUUCGAACCUACGACCUUUGGAAUACCAGCCCAAUGCUCUGCCAACUGAGCUACGCGGUCAGGUCGGUUCGAGUAUGCGAUAUUUCGGAACUGAGUCUAGUUCCUUCGAUAUCAGUGUAAUCUAAUAAUCAUGAUACUUGCUGUGUUGGUGUAAUGUACUCAUUUGAAUAAGAUGCUUGUGUGAUGUUACUCUGAGUGUGUAUCCACACCGGGCAGGCUUGAAAAAUAUGCCUGGAUACCAGGGAUAUUUGAAAAAUAUGCCUGGAUAUCAGGCAUAAUUUUCAAGCCUGCCUGGUGUGGAUACACACUCAGAGUAACAUCACACAAGCAUAUAAUAAUGUGCUUAGUUACCGGUGCUAUAAAAAAUGUUUUUGUGACCUGCUUAGUUACCGUUGCUAUAAAAAUAUUUCUUGUGACCGCAUCAGCGCAUGGGGUCAUCAAACCUCCACUUUCGAAUUGUGUAGUUUUUAAAAUACUUCUACUAUGCAAUUAAAAUUAUGAUAUCGUACACUUUAAUGAGCGUAUCAAAGAAAAUUCCAUACAUGGUGUCCCAAAAAUAACCAAAACUAUUGAAUAACGUAUUUUUAGAAUUUGAAUGCCCUAUAGCAUGCACUAAGCUGAACGCAAAGAUGCGUAAAAUAUUGACAGGGUGCAUAUAUUAAAUCGUUAUUGACUUAUUAAGAAAUUAAAAUAUCUUUGUAGGCGCACAAUUUUCUGCUCUUGGGAAUUUAAAGCAGCUUCUUAAAUUCUGAACGAGAAUAACUUUAGGAUUCAUUACAUAAAUCUCUCUUACAUUCUUUUAAACAGUUUGUUAUGCAUAAAAUUUUCUUGUGUCAAGCUAGCUUUUGUGCACAGGUUGUGGGUUCAACAGGGUGCUGAGGCAUUCAACUUCUGACAAUACGUCAUUUCAAUAGUUUUAGGGUUUUUGGGACACCCUGCAGUGAAACCAACCUUAAAAUAUACACUUCAUUAUUUGCAAUGCAAAAUGUUGUCAAAUUUCUGUCUUAAUAGCGGACCUGCAUCUAAGGACGUAAAGCCUCAUUAAUAUCAUUAACGACGAAAGACACGCAAAAUCACUGUUUUUUUAUUGGCUCUCACUAUAUGACCUAUAUGCAAAACAUGGCUAAACGCAAAAUAGUAAGAUUCUAUUGGCUGUUGCAUUUGUACCUAUCUUGUAUAUGCUAAAUAUGUUGUCCUGAGUUAUUUGUUUUGUAAUUUACAUGGUCAUGAAAUACAUCAUAGGUAAUAAAUCAUUACUAUAUGCAGAUAGUCAUUUUGUAUAGGUAAUCACACGGGAAGGAGUGAUAUUUGAAAAAUGUGCCAAAAUUGCACGAGCCGCCGAGGCGAGGGCAAUUUGGCACAUUUUUCAAAUAUCACGAGUAGUGUUAAUCAUUAAUUGCACGACUUGCCCGUGUGAUUAUUUAUUUAUUAUAUACAUGACAAAAUCGCUUUCUUUAUAUUUCAACUGCAUUUUGUCAAGAGUUUUUAAUUCUUUUGUAAGCAAUUUGGUAUAAACAAACUUGGGAAAUGAUUAUAAACUCAUAAAGGCACAGUAUUUAAACUAGAACACAAGAUUCAAACUCAAACAACAUAUUUUAGACUAAGAAAAUCUUUAUAAUUUAUAUUUCAAACUUACAUAGUCACGUUUCGCUGCACCGCGCCAAGAUUAUUACUUAAGACUGUUUCCAGGUAUUUUCUACAUGCUCUUUUUGCCAUACAAUGUUUCCUAAACUCAUUCUUGUGCCAAAAUUCAGUUAAAUUCGUUCACAUUUGUUAGAAACAUAGAUAUAGGAGAUCUAGAUUGCUAACGCAUACCUAACGCAGGCGGGGCCUACAUGAUAAAUCCAAGAUGGCGGUACAACAGGGCAAAAAGACUAUAGAUUCUAUUACGAAAAUUAGGAUUUUUGCAUUUUUUGCCGUCACAUUGUUUCGAAACUUAUUCGGUCAAAUUUUAUGGUAAAGAGAAACUUACCGCGAAGAUUUUGAGCAUAUAUAUGAUUGAUUUGGAUGAAAACUCGCAAUAUAGUACUAUAUAAGUAACUUGUACAGUUUUGCUUUAAUUUUUGCUCACUAUUUGCAUAAAAAGCAAAUUAUCACAAACCAUAGAUGAUAGACCCUCAUCCAGUGCUCUCAUCAGUUUACUUCUCUAACAAGCAAGGGGGGGGGGGUACAUAACAGUUCAUUUUUCAUAAUUAUGAGGACAGAGCAGAUGAUGAUGAGAGAUGCAAGUAUAAAACACCAUUCACAAGGCUAGAUGUUAACAUAGCACAGUAUUUCUGGCAAUAAAACGCUCCAACUGACCAACUGACCAUUUCACACGAACUUUUAUCGCUGGAUAAUUUUGCGAUUUUUCAUCCAAUUCAAUCAUAUAUAUGCUCAAAAUCUUCGCGGUAAGUUUCUCUUUACCAUAAAAUUUGACCGAAUAAGUUUCGAAACAAUACGACGGCAAAAAAUGCAAAAAUCCUGAUUUUCGUAUUAGAAUCUAUAGUCUUUUUGCCCUGUUGUACCGCCAUCUUGGAAUUAUCAUGUUGGCCCCGCCUGCGCUAGGUAUGCGUUAGCAAUCUAGAUCUCCUAUAUCUAAGGUUAGAAAUACCUAUCUAAAUUUCGCCGCCAUAUUGGAUUUUGUUGUUUUGAUAUUCCGCUCCCCCCAGCCAUCACGAAAAUCAUUAAUUGCACUCCUGGAGAGUGCAAUUAAUGAUGGUAAUAGAACGAAUAGGAGUGCUAUUAAUGCCAUAAUCAUACGAGUGAUUACAAAAUCAACCGACCGCGUAGCGGGAGGUUGAUUUGUUAAUCACAAGUAUGAUUAUGGCAUUAAUAGUACGACUUUAAUUCGUUCUAUUACUUAUUAAUUAUUUAUCUUCUGUAAUCAAACUGUUUAAGGGGGAAAAGCAGAAAAAUGCAAUUUGUUGAAGUUCAAUAUAAUUAUUAAAUUUUUGUCACGACAAUUCUUAGUGAAAUAGUACAAUUUUGAAUUAUUGUUUAUCAUAUAUAAUCAAAUUAACAUAUUAUUAACUUCCGGGCAUUAUUUCCGGUAUAAUCACAUGACAACAUUUGUUUGAAUUAUUCAACACACAAUUGGGAAGCCAUGUUUGUAUGUUUAUAAAGUGUUCAAAAUAGUGAAGUUCUUUAAUUCAAUUAAUCAUCUGAAUUGGAUGGAAAUAUAACUCCUGGUUGUGUUUAGUUCGGUGUCUUCUGCUGGAUGAACAGGUAGGUUAUUUUCGUCAGAAAAUAUAUAAUUUAACAACCCUCGAAAACGAGAUCUGCAUUCGGCAAUGCCGACCUACAGUAAAUGCCGACCUAUCAACCUCCCAUGUCGGCAAUGUUUUGCCCACCUUAAUUCAGCCAAAGUAAUAAUCUAUUUUGGUGCUUAUAGCUGUUAAAAAGUCAGCGAUUAUAGAAUUCGAUGUACUUUGGUGUAAGGUUUAAGAAUUAACGGGUAUAUUUAUGAUAUAAUUUAGGUAAAACUCUAAAAGAAAAGGCUUCCUGACAUUUAUACUUUUCAAUGAUUCGUAAAUACGUGAAUACUAGUGCAGGCUACUAGUGCUCCAAAACAUGGAACAGAUUUUAAAAAAUGCCGAAAUGUACCGAGCUAGGUCAGGUUUAGGUCGGCAUUUUUUUCCGACCUCAAUUUUGACGGUUUUCGAGGGCUGAUUUAAAACUUAAAAGGUUAAAAUUUGUGAAUUCCUCCAUUUUGAAAUUUUUUACAGCAAUAAACAAAAUAAAAUUCAAAGUUUGUAUCCUGAAUGCUGAUUGUCUAGUUGUAAAUACUAGACUGAUUUUCAUUGGCUGUAGACAAGAGUGCGAUUACAGCUCAGAAAAGGUGCGAUUAAUGCUCAAAUCGCACUCCUGUCAACCAAUGAAAUUGCAGUAUUUGCCACUGAUUACAGAAGAUAAAUAAUUAAUGAAAUAAUUGCACUCAUCUUAAUUAACCAAUCAGAUUGCAGUAAUUUUGUCAUGUAUAUAAUAAGAGAGAUUAUCCUCGCAACCCACUGUCAAUCUGCCCAAUGGAAUUUGUCUUUAGUCUUUACUAUUACUACAAAGGACAAUUGGUAUAGAUAGAAAAACUAUCCUCGAGCUGCGUGCCUGUCAAAAUUGUCGAUUACUUGGCUUAUUGUGUCGAUUACUCUGUUGGAUCAAAUUUCUUAAAAAGAUAUGGCACAUCGUCUGCCAAUCUUUAGCAAUCCCAUUUUCCGAUUAUUUUCUAAAUACAUCUUGGCAGUUAUGGCUGAUAAAAGCGAGGAGGAAAUUCAAAUAAUGGAGGGUUUUACAAGCACAAGACACAAGCGACAUUGCGACAGUGAUAAUAGACGUUGUGAAACUAUCAUUUGGCCAAAUGGGAUGUUUUGAAUAUAUACACACGCAAUGAAAUAGUUACACUGUAUAAACGACAAAUAUAAAUGGAAAAAAUUUCGUGGAUAAACGACCGCAUGCCAGACAUAUACGACGUGUUACAUAAAAGCGCUGCGUGUUUGUAAUAUGCAAAUUAUAAAGAGGGUGGGAAAGGUUAUUUUCGUGACCCGUGCCCGAAUGGUGAAUAUUUGUUCGUGUGAAAUGUGAAAUGCUUGAUUUUAGUGUCGUGAAAUGCGAUUUGUUCAACAGCCGUGAAGCGUGAUUGUUGAUAAAAAUGCUCCGUGAAAUGAGAAUUAAGGAUGCCUGUUUCGUGAACUUUGAUUAUUAUCGUGAUUAUUACAAUAAACAUGAUACGCGACAAUCAAACUUAUAUGAUCUCACUCGAUUGCACAAGAGUAAAAAUUUCGGAGGCCUUUCGCGAGGAUCCUGAAGCUGAGAACAAGGCUCCUGCCGCUGAAAACAAGGUUACUGACGCUGAGGACAAGUUUCCUGACGCUGAGGACAAGGUUCCUGGCGGUGAGGACAAGGUUCCUUGCGCUGAGGACAAGGUCCCUGCCGGUGAGGACAAGGUUCCUGGCGGUGAGGACAAGGUUCCUGGCGGUGAGGACAAGGUUCCUGGCGGUGAGGACAAGGUUCCUGGCGGUGAGGGCAAGGUUCCUGGCGGUGACGACAAGUUUCCUGGUGGUGAGGACAAGGUUCCUGGCGCUCGGGACAAGGUUACUGGCGGUGAGGACAAGGUUCCUCGCGGCAGUGAGAAAAAGGUUCCUGGCGUUGAGGACAAGGUUCCUGGCACUGAGGACAAGGUUCUUGCCGCUGAGGACAAGGUUCCUGGCGCUGAGAACAAGAUUUCUGCCGGUGAGAACGAGGUUCCUGGCGGUGAGGACAAGGUUCCUGGCGGUGAGGACAAGGUUCCUGGCGGUGCCGACAAGGUUCCUGGCGGCAGAGAGAACAAGGUUCCUGGCGGUAAGGUCAAGGUUCCUGGCGGUGAGGACAAGGUUCAUUGCGGUGAGGCCAAGGUUGCUGCUGGUGAGGACAAGGUUCCUGGCAGUGAGGACAAGGUUCCUGGCGGCGAGGACAAGCUUCAUGGCGGUGAGGACAAAGUUUCUGGCGGUGAGGACAAGGUCAAUGGCGUUGAGGACAAGGUUCAUUGCGGUGAGGCCAAGGUUGCUGGCGGUGAGGACAAGGUUCCUGGCGGUGAGGACAAUGUUCCUGGCGGUGAGGACAAUGAUCAUGGCGGUGAGGACAAGGUUCCUGGCGGUGAGGACAAGGUUCCUGGCGGUGAGGACAAGGUUCCUGGCGGUGAGGACAAUGUUCCUGGCGGUGAGGACAAUGUUCAUGGCGGUGAGGACAAGGUUCCUGGCGGUGAGAACAAGGUUCCUGGCGGUGAGGACAAUGUUCCUGGCGGUGAGGACAAUGUUUCUGGCCGUGAGGACAAGGUUCCUGGCGGUGAGGACAAGGUUUCUGGAGGUGAGGACAAGGUUCCUGGCGGCAGUGAGAACAAGGUACCUGGCGGUAAGGACAAGGUUCCAGGCGGUGAGGACAAGGUUCAUAGCGGUGAAAACAAGGCUCCUGGCGGUGAGGACAAGGUUCCCGGAGGUGGGGACAAGGUUACUGGCGGUGAGGACAAGGUUACUGGAGGUAAGGACAAGGUUCCUGGCAAUGAGGACAAGGUUCCUCGCGGUGAGGAAAAGGUUCCACGCGGAGAGGACAAUGUUCCUGGCGGUGAGGACAAUGUUUCUGGCGGUGAGGACAAUGUUUCUGGCGGUGAGGACAAGGUUCCUGGCGGUGAAGACAAGGUUCCAGGCGGUGAGGACAAGGUUCAUAGCGGUGAGGACAAGGUUCAUAGCGGUGAGGACAAGGCUACUGGCGGUGAGGACAAUGUUCCUGGCGGUGAGGACAAUGUUCCUGGCGGUGAGGACAAUGAUUCUGGCGGUGAGGACAAGGUUCCUGACGGUGAGGACAAGGUUCCUGGCGGUGAGGAAAAGGUUGAUGCCGGUGAGGACAUGGUUACUGGCGGUGACGACAAGGUUGCUGGCGGCAGUGAGAACAAGGUACCUGGCGGUAAGGACAUGCUUCCAGGCGCUGAGGACAAGGUUCCUGGCGGUGAGGACAAGGUUCCCGCAGGUGGGACAAGGUUACUGGCGGUGAGGACAAGGUUACUGGAGGUAAGGACAACGUUCCUGGCAAUGAGGACAAGGUUCCUCGCGGUGAGGACAAGGUUCCUCGCGGUGAGGACAAUGUUCCUGGCGGUGAGGACAAUGUUUCUGGCGGUGAGGACAAGGUUCCUGACGGUGAGGACAAGGUUCCUGGCGGUGACGAAAAGGUUGAUGCCGGUGAGGACAUGGAUACUGGUGGUGAGGACAUGGCUACUGGCGGUGAGGACAAUGUUGAAGGCGGCAGUGAGAACAAGGUACCUGGCGGUAAGGACAAGGUUCCAGGCGGUGAGGACAAGGUUCAUGGGGAUGAGGUCAAGGUUCCUGGCUGUGAGGACAAGGUUCCCGGGGGUGGGGACAAGGUUACUGGCGGUGAGGACAAGGUUACUGGAGGUAAGGACAACGUUCCUGACAAUGAGGACAAGGUUCCUCGCGGUGAGGACGGUUCCUGGCGGUGAGGACAAGGUUCCUGGCGGUGAGGACAAGGUUCCUGGCGGUGAGGACAAGGUUCCUGGCGGUGACGACAAGGUUCCUGGUGGUGACGACAAGGUUCCUGGUGGUGAGGACAAGGUUCCUGGCGCUCAGGACAAGGUUACUGGCGGUGAGGACAAGGUUUCUCGCGGCAGUGAGAACAAGAUUCCUGCCGGUGGGGACAAGGUUCCUGGCGGUGAGGACUGGUUACUGGCCGUGAGGACAAGGUUCCUGCCCGUGAGGAUAAGGUUACUGGCGGUGAGGACAAGGUUCCUGGCGGUGAGGACAAUGUUUCUGGCGGUUAGGACAAGGUUCCUGACGGUGGGGACAAGGUUACUCGCGGUGAGGACAAGGUUCCUGGCGACAGUGAGAACAAGGUACCUGGCGGUAAGGACAAAGUUCCAGGCGGUGAGGACAAGGAUCAUUGCGGUGAGGACAAGGUUCCUGGCGGUGACGACAAGGUUCCUGGUGGUGAGGACAAGGUUCCUGGUGCUCAGGACAAGGUUACUGGCGGUGAGGACAAGGUUUUUCGCGGCAGUGAGAACAAGAUUCCUGCCGGUGGGGACAAGGUUCCUGGCGGUGAGGACUGGUUACUGGCCGUGAGGACAAGGUUCCUGCCCGUGAGGACAAGGUUACUGGCGGUGAGGACAAGGUGCCUGGCGGCGGUAAGGACAAUGUUUCUGGCGGUGAGGACAAGGUUCCUGGCGGUGAGGACAAUGUUUCUGGCGGUGAGGACAAGGUUCCUGGCGGUGGGGACAAGGUUACUGGCGGUGACGACUAGGUUCCUGGCGGCAGUGAGAACAAGGUACCUGGCGGUAAGGACAUGGUUCCAGGCGGUGAGGACAAGGAUCAUAGCGGUGAAGACAAGGUUCCUGGCGGUGAGGACAAGGUUCCCGGAGGUGGGGACAAGGUUACUGGCGGUGAGAACAAGGUCACUCGAGGUAAGAACAAGGUUCCUGGCAAUGAGGACAAGGUUCCUCGCGGUGAGGACAAGGUUCCUCGCGGUGAGGACAAUGUUUCUGGCGGUGAGGACAAUGUUUCUGGCGGUGAGGACAAGGUUCCUGGCGGUGAGGACAAGUUGCAGGCGGUGAGGACAAGGUUCAUAGCGGUGAGGACAAGGUUCAUAGCGGUGAGGACAAGGUUACUGGCCGUGAGGACAAGGUUUCUGCCGGUGAGGACAAAUGGUUACGGGCGGUGA
Paramuricea clavata is the source of this 10701-nucleotide messenger RNA. The record is from the annotation of a GenBank genome assembly. NCBI's taxonomy places the organism in Eukaryota, Metazoa, Cnidaria, Anthozoa, Malacalcyonacea, Plexauridae.